UCUGUGCUUUGGUACAGAAGACCUCCUUGUCUUUAGGGAGCAGGACUGCAGAGGGGUGUUACUAAAGAAUUAUAUUAAAAAGCGGGCGUAACCCACCAUCAUCAGCACAGUGAUCUUGGAUUAAGUUCAAUCUGUUGUUAGUGGAACAAACAGCUGUCGCUUAAAUUCUGGUUAAGCGGCUUUUUUGUUGGAGCAAGUUUUCCUCGCCGCUGAGAGAGAACUUGAAGGAGGAUUUAUUAUAAGUGAGGGCUUUUUUUCCACAGUGGCGUCACUGCCCCGGUUCACAACCACCUCGUAGGAGUGUUGCCGCUGCCUACUCAUCGUCCCUCCGCCGAUACGCCCCAACAACCGGUUCCCUUCUGAGACUCUUCUUUCUUUCUUCACAUUCCCUCUUUGAGGAUUUGUCUCCCUUUGUCACCCGGAGAGGCAUCGGAGGCAGCAAGAAGAGGAGCGGCUGACGAGAAUCACUUAUUUGCUCUCUUAGGGGUUGAUAAGGAUGAAUUUGAAUGCUCAGGUGAAUUUCUCACACACAAAAAUAGCAAAAUGUUCCUGAAAAAAUGAAGAACUCUUUUGCUGUGAAAAUAGACGGCUGGGAUCCAGUUUUGUCCAUCGUCCUUUCCAGCUGUUUCUCAUUAAGGAAAUAUGUCCCGCCCUCAUGUCACGUCUUCUGACUUCUGCCAAGCGAGCCGACGCCUAGCUCUAAUGUUCUGGUCAUCGUGACUUCAUCAGGAGUCUGAUUUACUCACAUUACGUCCGUCCGGUCCCGGUCGGGCCAACAGAGCGCUCAUGGAUACGCCUCCCGCCCGAGGCCGGGCGAUGACUGACUGACUGUGGACGUCUGGGGGGGGGGGCAGAGGGCUCCGAAGCACAGACACCCUUUCACUGUCACUCCCACAGACCCUGCUCGUCCUUGGGCCCUCGUUGGGCCCUCGUUGGUGCCUGCGGAGGAGGCAAAGUGGCGCUGCCAGCUGGCCGGCUGUGUGUCCGCUGAAUGCUUGUCAAUGCGCGGCAGUGGUUGUUUCCGGCAGCGUUGCCGCUAACAGGGACGGUCCAAUCGCUGCUUAGUAUCCGCGUCCCGGCGCAGCUGGUCUGUGACGUCUUCCCUGCACAUGCUGAAGGAGUGUAGGGGGGGAGGCUGUAGUGAGCAUUAUACUUUGCAUCCAAAUCAUGAUGAAAACACAGAUGUGCUGCGUGCAUCAGAGCACACAUGUGCACUUUCAGGUUCUGUGGUUUAAAGGUGAAAAUAAACAUUUGACAAACACAAAGUAUGUUGGCUUAGCAGCCAAACAGGGUUACAUUUUUCUUUGUCAUACUAUGUUAAGUGGUUCAUGCACUCACUAGCUCAAGAUGGCCUCUGCAUGGAUCAUCCACAGUUGACGAAGAUGCUUUUUGCUUGUUGCGGUUUCUUCUCACGUACACAAACAUGUUUGCAACAACUAGUCCCCAAGAGUCGUAGGUCGAAAGACGCUAAAUAGGUCUGACGCAGCAUUAUGGUGUCAUUUAUUAUCAUGCCCCAGAUGUGUUACAUCCUUUUAAGCCUCGCGCUAUGGUGUUUGCAGCCAUCAAGUGCAUAUUUAAGAAUCCAUUCGCAGGGUUUUCACUUUAAAAACGACAGCUUGGCGCAUUAAAAAGUCGUCUAAGAGGACGCGCAUUUUGACCGAGCUGUGGAGCUCAUGUUGGCCAAGUGAAGCAAACAGGCUCCGGCAGAGAAAAACCAAAUGCCAGUGUCAAGUGUCCCUUUGACUUCACUGAGAAUGACUGAAUUGGGCCCCGUUGUCCCCCGUGAGCGCUCAAGUGGGCCGGCGAAAGAGGGCACGGAGCGAGGAAUGAGCCGAAGGCGCGGCGAGCGCUGGCCGAUCGAUGCCGGGCCGCCUCGACCGUCCGUUCUGAACCCUGUUCCCCUGAUGUCCCCUUGUGUCUCCUUCUGUCCCCGUGUGUCCCCUUCUCCCACACAGAGGAAGCACUUGAGGGAGACGUGGCUCAGCGAAGCGUCUCCAGCCCUUGACGAGCCGUCGACGGCGUGAGCCGCGCUUCAUCCAGCUGUACUUAAUUCAAUCACACAAGUGUGUGAGACAUUCAUGAUGGGGAAGCAGGGUGGGGGGAUUUGGGACUAUUUAGUCUGCACGGAUAACAGAUAUGCAAGGCGGGACAGUAUAUCGGUCACAGACACACUUCUACGUCGACUGUGACGAGCCAUGUGUGAUGGAUUACAGCCAAGCAGAGACACACACACACACACACACACACGCAUUUGCCUUCUUGUAGUCUUGUAGUCAAGAAAUGGUGUCGCUGUGCCGAUGUGAGUCAGGAAGAGAAGUCAAAAGACGCCCGAGGACGAGGAGGUGUUAAUUACCACAAACAAUCCCUUAACCAGCUAGUCAAUGUGCGACGAUAUAUUAUAUAAAAUGACUUCCUGGUAGGACAGUAAGUCAAAAGGAUAAAUAAGCGCAUUUCUUUGCCAAAAAUGCCAAAUGAAGAGUUGAUACACUAGAGCUCAAAAUCCAAGAUGGCUGCUGUCCAUCAACAGUAAAGAGCUGUAGUAAAAUGUCUUCAUUAAGCACCUGGUCUCAUUUGUGUCAGUGAUGCAUAACUUCUAUCUGCGGGUACGUUGCUACGAAAACAAACAAUGGCAAACAUGGGAAGUUUCUGUGAGUUUUGUUAUUUCAAUUUUUAGCAAAUAAUUACAAGGCAACCUCAUACAAACUGUUUUUUUAAUCACAUUUUCACUGUAGUUUAACUUAAAAACCUCCUGUACCACAUAUAUGUUUUUUUUCAGUAAAUAAAGAGGAUUACUUCUGGAUCCAAAUGGCCCAGAGGACGUUCCAUGAAAGUGGGCAAGACGGCCGAUCAGUCCUGGGAAUGUUGGAGGUGCAGGUCGAGAGAGACCCUAAGACAGGCGCCACCUCCAUCAGGUCGGUGGCGCCUGUGUCCACGGCAACCGGCGAGGCGAUCUUCGACGACGGCAGAAGGAGCAUCCACGCGGUCGGCGGGUCGGGGAGCCAACCCUCGACCAAAGAGCUCGGCCACAUCCUGAGCAUCGUCGACGGGGUCGGGAUGAAAGCGCUGCUGGACGACAUGGCGCUCACGCCAAUCCAGGAGGAGGCGGAGACGCAGAGCGGAGAAGCCAGCACAGCUCCAGGGCGUCCAGUCGUGUCUUUUUCGACCCUUCGUGCACCAAAGGAGGACAACGCGCAGUUUGGAAGCUCUGGAGGCGACGGCUUGGAAGCCGAGCCGGGGGUAGAGCAGCGCUCUGCGAGCAUCCGACCCGAGGAGGAAAGAAAAGGGUACCUGAGGAUCUCGGCGCCCCGAGACACCGCGGGAGAAGUGGGCAACGUGGAGGAGCUGAGGUUGGAGGACGGCCCGGUCACUCUCAUGUUCCUGGGAUACAUGGACGAAGACCAAGGAGACGGCCGGGAGGAGCAUCAAGGCAUGUUGACCGCGGAGCACGUGAUCAUCACCGAGGAGGGAGAAGAGCGCGUCUUCGAAACCGAGACGUCCGCUUCACCUCAGGAAGGGAGAGAGUCCCGCGUGUCUCAGGACGUCCCCCUGGAUGGACACAGGGCCGGGAUUGAGGUCCAGGGAGAGGCAGGAGAUAAUGGGGGGCAGAAGUCGGCCUCCGCCGGUAAAGCCACCACCAAGCCCAAGACCUGCCAGUGUUGCAACGUCAUGUAAGAAGAGAUCAACCUCCAUCGUGUCAUCGGUGCCUGAAAGUCGACGAUGGCGCAUUGGAGUAGAGAGGGUGCGCCGUGAACCGCAAGGUUGGCGGUUCAAGCCCCGGCUGCUUCAUGUCCCCUGUCGAAGUGUCCCUGAGCAACACCUAACCCCUAAUUGCUCCCCGGGCAAAAAUGUAUAAAGCCAUGGGUUCAAAAUGCAGUCGCUUUGGAUAAAAGCGUCAGCUAAAUGACCUGUAAUGUAAAGGACUGGUAUGGAAGACGAGACCACCACAUCAUGUUCUCUCAACGACGUGGCUUUACUUUACCGUCGCAUCCCGUUGUGGGUCUUUCAUAGCAGGGAAAACGACCCGCGAGCCACUUCCUCCCUCUGGUGGACAAAGCCGAGAAUGUCAACAUGUCCUUGCAUAAUUUGCAUCAAAUGUCUCCAGUCCCUCAGGACUUCUUCUGUGGCUUUCCAUAUGUUUAGCUGUUGUUUUUCACUACCAAUGUAAAAAAGCCAAAGAGCAGAACAAUCACAUAAUACUACCAUCCUUUGACCUUUUUUAAUGGAAUUGGAGGAGUUCGUAUUCUACGACUAAACCUUUUUUUGAAUGUUGAGUUUCAUCUACUAGACUGGUCCUUUGGACGAGAUCCACUCAGCCAAACCACUUCACACUUGGCUUCCUCGGCUCCUGAGCAAACCCGACAGGUAUGAAGUCGAACUAAUCAAGGUUUUUGCAGACAAAUUCCAGGGCAGGCAAACAGAGAGACGGCCCUUUCAUUUCUGUUAAAUUCGAUUUAAGCAAAGCUCCCAUUGUAACGCUCUAGAUUGGGUUCAUUCAUGCGUCGGAAAAAGGGGGGGUUGGAAUAACUAAGUUCUCGGCAUUGUGGAGAAAAGCUUUCAAACUGCACUCAGGCAAUAGUUUAGGAGGAUACGAUCUGCAGCGAAAAUAUUUCUAAGCAUUUAAAUUACCAUUGAAAGUUUGGGAAAAGGAAUUUUUUCAAAAAAAUGGAAGACUUCCGAAUUUGUCAUAUGUCUGAAUAUUCAUGUCUGCUACACAGCAAAUAUCUGCUAAUAAGUAUGUUGUUAUUUAUAUCACUGUCGUUUUGUAUUCAAUUGAUUUAUUGAAGUGGAUGUCUACUGGAAUAUAUGACAAUAAAUCUGAAUAGAAUUC
Molecule: messenger RNA, 4828 nt
Organism: Gasterosteus aculeatus aculeatus (three-spined stickleback)
Lineage: Eukaryota; Metazoa; Chordata; Actinopteri; Perciformes; Gasterosteidae
Source: RefSeq, a predicted model, not a curated record